Molecule: messenger RNA, 2819 nt
Organism: Cotesia glomerata
Lineage: Eukaryota; Metazoa; Arthropoda; Insecta; Hymenoptera; Braconidae
Product: phosphoenolpyruvate carboxykinase [GTP]-like
Exons: 6
Coding region: 407-2578 (723 amino acids)
Biological process (GO): propionate catabolic process; cellular response to dexamethasone stimulus; response to starvation
Cellular component (GO): cytosol
Molecular function (GO): phosphoenolpyruvate carboxykinase (GTP) activity; manganese ion binding; GTP binding
Source: RefSeq, a predicted model, not a curated record
AAACCUUUAUAAGACAGUAACUUUUACUUUCAGCCAACAAUCGUGCGAGCUUUGAAACUCGGAGAUCACCCGGUGUCACAUUAAAAUCUUCCAUUUAUAACAAAUAGUUUGUUUGUUUACUUUUGGUGUUUUGUUCAUAUCAGAUCAGAUCACCAAUAAAACUAAAUUGCGCUCAUGUUAAUGAUGUAAGACUGGAUUGAAUCAAUGAUCAAUGAUCAACAAUCAACAUCCUCACUCAGCUGUUGCUGGACGUGAGUAAGUACAAAAAAAAAGAAAUAACAACAAGUUUUAUUUGUAAAUUUCCGGAAAACGUUAGCACACAAGAGAAACCCCGCGACCCUUGGACUCCGAUCAUUUAGACUGUUUCAUCAGAGAGCAUAUAAAAGGCCAGAAAACGAUUGCUAAGAUGACGACACACGGGUGGAACGUUGCCAGACAAUCAGUAAUUAUCAAAGGAACUAGAUGUCUGCUAGAACCUGACAAGUUAACACGUACUUUUUCUACUCUACAUAACAAUUCUGUGGAAUAUCAUAAGUUUCUACGGAUUACAAAUUUCGCUGUUGGAAAACCUACUAUCAAAUCAUCGAGAUUUUCCAUUUUCACUUAUCGUGUUUCUGUUAAAUCUAACAAAUUAUACAAGAUGCCUUACUGCGUAGACAAAUUUUACCCUCAGGUAACAAGCCUGAUGGCGACUCAAGUGACCGAAAGUAAGAGCUCAACUUAUAAAAUAUCGGGUGUGCCAAUUAUCUCCGAGUUAACACUACCUCUUGCACCGAAAGUACUGGCUUAUAUUGAAGAAUGCGCCAAACUUUGUAAGCCUGACGCUAUCUACAUCUGCGACGGUAGCGAUCAAGAAAACGAAAUUAUGCUCAAGUUGCUGCAAACCAACGGAUCUAUUGAACCUCUGCCGAAAUACGAAAACUGUUGGUUGGCGCGAACGAAUCCAGCAGAUGUUGCUCGUGUAGAAAGCCGCACGUUUAUCAGCACUGAAACGAAAAACGAAACGAUCCCAACUCCCAGGGAAGAAGUCACGGGAACUCUUGGAAAUUGGAUUAGUCCUAAUGAUAUGGAUGAGGCUGUUGCUCAACGAUUUCCUAGUUGUAUGAAAGGCCGUACUAUGUACGUAAUUCCAUUCAGCAUGGGACCAGUUGGGUCACCACUUUCCAAAAUAGGAAUAGAAAUCACUGACUCAGCGUACGUUGUUUGUUCAAUGAGAAUAAUGACUCGCAUGGGCUUCCGAGUCCUUGAUGUUCUUGACAAGAGCGACUUUGUUAAAUGUUUGCAUUCCGUGGGGGUUCCUAGUGCUGAUUCAAAAGUCGAAAUGAAGGCUUCCUGGCCCUGCGAUCCUGAGAGAACGAUAAUUCUCCACAAACCAGCCAAAAAUGAAAUUGUUUCUUAUGGAAGCGGGUACGGAGGCAACUCUUUGUUGGGCAAAAAAUGCUUUGCUCUCAGAAUCGGCUCCACGAUUGCUAAAAAAGAGGGCUGGCUUGCCGAACAUAUGCUGAUUUUAGGAAUCACAAAUCCAAAAGGCGUGAAGCGAUACAUUGCUGCAGCGUUUCCAAGUGCCUGCGGAAAAACGAAUCUCGCAAUGAUGCAGCCGACCUUGCCAGGUUACAAAAUAGAGUGUGUUGGGGAUGAUAUUGCUUGGAUGAGGUUCGACAAACAAGGACGUUUACGGGCUAUCAACCCUGAGAACGGAUUUUUCGGAGUCGCUCCUGGUACAGCAAGUGCCACCAAUCCAAACGCGAUGAAGACUAUCUUCAAGAACACAUUAUUCACCAAUGUGGCUCGGACCAGUGACGGUGGAGUCUUCUGGGAAGGACUGGAGAAUGAAAUUGACAAGGAUAUUGGAAUUACUGAUUGGCACGGAAAUCCGUGGUCCCGUGACUCAAAAACUCCGGCCGCUCAUCCAAACUCUCGGUUCUGCACACCAGCAAAUCAAUGCCCGAUCAUCGAUCCAGCUUGGGAAGAUCCUGAGGGGGUUCCCAUCGACGCCAUUCUUUUCGGAGGACGCAGACCUGAAGGCGUUCCACUUGUUUAUCAAGCACGGGACUGGCAACAUGGCGUCUUUAUUGGAGCGUCUAUGAGAUCUGAAGCUACUGCAGCUGCUGAAUAUAAAGCUAAAGUUAUAAUGCACGAUCCAUUCGCUAUGCGACCUUUCUUUGGCUACAACUUCGGGCACUAUCUACAACAUUGGCUUAGUAUGGAACAGGUAAAAGACGCCAAGCUGCCAGAUAUCUUCCAUGUAAAUUGGUUUAGAAAAGACGCAAGCAAACGAUUCUUAUGGCCAGGCUUUGGUGAAAAUUCUCGAGUUCUUGAUUGGAUCUUGCGUCGAGUAGAAGGCGAAGAUAUUGCCCGUGAUUCAGCCAUCGGCUUCAUUCCAAAAGAUGGAACACUUAAUACCGAAGGUUUAAAAGACAUCAAUUUGGAGGAGUUAUUCAAAUUACCCAAAGAUUUUUGGGAAAAAGAAGUCAAAGAAUUGAAAGAAUAUUUCGACGCUCAAGUGGGUAAAGAUCUUCCGGUGGCUAUUUCUACGGAAUUGAAUAAUCUUGAAAAAAAUGUUGCAAAACUUCACUAAAAUAUUUUUGUUAAUUUUUUUUUUUUUUUUUUUUUUUUUUGGUAUAUUUUAUAGACUUGUAUGAGCACAUUCCACGCAAUUCUGAAAAAAAUUUUUCUUUAUGUAUAUUUUGUAAAUAGUAUUACUAAAUGAUGGAUAAUUUUAUUGGAGAAAUGUUUUAGGUGUGUUUUGAAAUGUGAUAUUGUAUUUUUUUGAAAAUGUUUUAAUUUUUAAUUAAUAAAGUUUUUUAUAACUUUCUAAA